Molecule: messenger RNA, 4786 nt
Organism: Brassica napus (rape)
Lineage: Eukaryota; Viridiplantae; Streptophyta; Magnoliopsida; Brassicales; Brassicaceae
Product: glutathione S-transferase T3-like
Exons: 2
Coding region: 3650-4717 (355 amino acids)
Source: RefSeq, a predicted model, not a curated record
GUCAAAGUAAUUUUUUUUACGAAACCGAAAAAAUAUAUAUCAUUCAUAUAUUGGUGCAUAAAGAUUGGUGCAUAAAGAUUGGUGCAUACCUUUUUAUACUUUCUCACCAAAAUAAUUAGAUAAUGUUAUGUAGUUCAUGUUAAAUGAUGCGAAUUUUGUUUUUACAAAACUACUACAAAGUAACUACUUAGAGCAACCCCAUCAAGGGUUUAUAACAGGUUCAUGGGCUCAGUAUCAUAGGGCCGGAUAAUAAAAAUAAAUCAUAUAUUGGGUUUAAUCUCGCGACCCGUCUCUUACGCUUGACCCCGUCCGAUACGGGUUUACGACAGGUGUCGCAUUUUCACUGGGGAAGGGGAGUCGACGUCACGCGGAGGAAAGCGAAGAGAGAAUCAUUUCUCUCAUUUUCGCGUGAAAGGCUAGGGUUUCCUCCUCAGGCGAUUUCCCGUGGGACGCCGAUCUCUCUCCACUUUUCUCUCCUUUUCUCGAUCGAUUCGACGCCGGAUUGUCUCCUCCAGGAGCAGAGGUGAGUAUCGACUCGAUUCACCGUUUAGAUAUAAGAGUUUUGUAGUCGGAAUCGCUAUUGGGAAUUCUCAAUAAAUUUUCUGAUCUCGAGUUAGGGUUCGUAAUGGAGAUGGGUUUGGAUCUACGGUUGUUUAACCUCGUAUAGUGAUUCUAUUUAUCGAUUAAUGGUUCGAUUUUUGCGGAUUGAAAAUCAAAUAGGGGUUAUCGAGUUAGGGUUAAAAAAAAUUUGGGGGUUUCGAUAAGUGGUUUGAAAUCGUAAACUGGGUUGGAUAGACGGUUCGUUUGAUCGUGUUAUUUGCAUAUUUUGUGCUAAUCUUUUCAAGUUUUGUGUUUCAGAUGGAUCUCUUAGAAGGGAUAAGAGAUAGUAAGAGGCAACUAGAGUACUUAAACCACCUGGGAAACGUGGCCGAUUCGGAAUAUGGAAUGCCCAGAAGAUGUGCUUGUGGUGGGAGAAUGAUUGACGAGCUUCGAGUCAAGGAUGAGUUCGACACUCAGCCUGGGAAGCGCUUCUUCAGCUGCGUAAACUACGAGGUUAGAUACAAACCCGUGCUACCCUUCAUUACUCAGCCUCUUCAUUAUUAGUUAAAUUUUAAAAAUAUGUUCUCUGAUGUGUUUAUGGUUUAACCAAGGCUGAUGGUUUGCAUUAUCGUCAGCCUUGGGUUAUAGGUGUGCAGGAGGAGAUGGUACGCCUGCGUAAGCGUGUUGAGGAGGCUGAUGAGGUGAUCAAGUGGGUGCCCAUUCUCAAUAAACAGAUUGAGAGUGUUGAGGCACAAGUUAAAAGGCUGACUUUGCUGCUUGAUAAGCUCACUGGUGACGUGUAUAACCUCUCAGUGCAGGUGGCUGCUCUGGAGAAUGUCUGUUUCGACUGAAAUCGAACAGGUAAACAUUCAAACUAAACUGAAGUAGAAGUUCUUUCCGCGUAGGUUGUUUGUUGUAGUUGAACUGAUACUUAACUUAACUAGGAACUCAACUAGUUUCAUUAAAUAUCUAGAGUAGGAGCUGUACUAGAUUUUAGGUUUCAUUAAAUAGUUGUUGGUUGGUUGCUGUGAUGAAUGGUCAUAAAAUAAAAUGCUAUCUGUCCGAAACUUGUUUGAGUUUAAAAAAUUGAUUUGAUGUGUAAUGAAUGCAUUCUGUGAUAAACUUGUUGUCUAAUUAAGGGUAAUGAAUGUUUGGUAGUUAGAAACACCUUUUAUAGAUACUCAAAAUCACUCUAAAUCACCACGCACUUGUCAAAAAACCAAAAAAAAAUUAAAACACAACCCGAAACCAAAAUGGAUCCCUUUUCUCUUAAUUCUCUCGGGUUUGUGAACCUAUUAUCUUCCCAGUGCAGUCAAACCACUCAAACCAUAGAUGUAGGGUCCUCUGAUGUUCCUAAACCGGUGGAGAGGAGAAAGUGGACAACACAAGAAGACAUAGUCCUCAUCAGUGCCUGGUUGAACACCAGUAAGGAUCCCAUAGUUAGUAACCAGCAGAAGUUAGGGUCUUUUUGGAAAAGAAUAGAGGAUUACUUUAAUUCAAGCGCUCAGCUCAUUGGCUUUGCUCCCAGAGAGUGGAGUCAGUGUAAGCAGAGGUGGGGAAGGGUUAAUGAGCAGGUGUGUAAGUUUGUUGGAAGCUAUGAGGCGGCUUUGAAGGAGCAAGCUAGUGGCCAAAAUGAGAACGAUGUCAUGAAGUCUGCUCAUGACAUCUUCUUUAACGACUACCAGGCGAAGUUCACACUUGAACACGCGUGGAGGGAGCUGAGGUUUGAUCAAAAGUGGAGAUCGACUUCUUGCGCAAAAGAUGGUGCAAAGGAGAGACAGAAGGAAGCUGCGGAGUCAGUCCCUGACUCGGAUGAGGCUAGGCCUCCUGGUGUGAAGGCUUGCAAAGCAGCCAAACGCAAGAAAAAGGGGAAUGAAGCAGCAUUUGAUCGACUAGAGAGCAUUCUAGACUAGAAACGGAACCUAUCGAAACAAAAAAUACUAGAUCGUCUACUCUCUAAGAAACUAGAAACUCUAACUGAGAGUAAGGUGGCUCUGAAGGACAAACUAGUUUCUGAGAUGCUCUAGGUGACAAUUUGAUAAUUUGUCUAGUUUUCUAUGUUGUUUACUUGAUAAUUUCCUUAGUUCAUUACUUGAUAACUGCUUUUACUUAGUUGCGGAAACUCUUAGUUCAUUACUUGUUAACUAAAACUUCUCUUCUUCUGUGUCGUUUUGCAGGUGAAGGUUGUUGGUUCUGGAGGUCACGGGUUCUACAAGGUUUAUUGCUUCUGCAUGUCACGGGUUGUGGAGGUCACGGGUUCUAGAGGUCACGGGUUCUGGAGGUCACGGGUUCUACUGGCGCAGCACGUUUUUUUCUGAGGUUGAUGGGUUAUCGUAGUAGUAGUAGUAGUUGUACUGUAGUGUAGUUGAUGGGUUGUGCUUCACAGGAAGCAUAUUGUAAUAGGCAAUAGUGUUGUUGUCAUGGGUUGUACUGGUGACAACACAUUUUCAAGUACUUAUUGUUGUUUAUGCAAGUGUCACGGAUGUUGUAUAACAUCACUAUAUAAUCUAUGUCUCAUUUAUGCAUUGGUCUCAUCUUCUUGUUCAUCUCUUCUCUCUAAAACAAUCAGAACACAACUCUAUUUCCCAUCUCUUAUCUAAACAAUCACAACACAACGCCCAAACAUUCUUCUUCUAUCAAGCGCAAACAUCCUUCUUCUUAUCUAACCCCACGCCCAAACAUUCGUCUUCUAUCAAGACAACCACAAGACAAUCCACCCACGCCCACACAUUCUUCUUGUAUCAGGCUCUUUUUUUUUUAAACACUUCAUCAUAUUUUCUUCUUCUAUCUCUUUUUUUUUCAAAUUUUUCUCUUAAUUAUAUUUUUUUUUAAAACUCCAUCAUAUUUUUAAUUUCAACUCUUAGUCAUAUUUUCUUCUUUUAUCUAUUCUUUAUUUUCUUUAAAAGAAAUGUCGUCCUCAUCGUCAGAUGGCGUAGAUGAAGCUUUUGAAGAAUUAUUUGACGAGGAAUUUGAUAAUAUCGUCGACUCCCUACUUGAUGUACAAGCCAACAAACCAAAAAGACGAGCUUAUAUCGAAAGAGAUCGGGAACAAGGUCACAUUCAACUAUGAAACGACUAUUUCCACGAAAAUCCUACUUACCCACCGGACAUGUUUAGGCGGCGUUUUCGAAUGAACAAGCCCUUGUUCCUUCGCAUUGUCGAGCGGCUCAGUACAGGUGUUCCAUACUUUCGGCAAAGACGAAAUGCUCACGGAAGGAAAGGGCUAUCACCACUUCAAAAAUGUACGGCAGCUAUAAGUAUGCUCGCAUAUGGUGAAUUGGGAGAUACGUAUGACGAAUAUCUCCGACUUGGUGAAAGUACGGCACUAUUAUGUUUGGAACAUUUCACUAAUGGGAUAAUAGACUUUUUUGGUGAAGAGUAUCUAAGAAGACCUACGGCGGAAGAUCUUCAACAAUUACUCGAUAUUGGAGAGGUACGCGGGUUUCCAGGGAUGAUUGGCAGCAUUGAUUGUAUGCAUUGGGAGUGGAAAAACUGCCCAACGACUUGGAGAGGGCAGUACACACGAGGUUCAGGAAAGCCGACAAUUGUCUUAGAGGCUGUGGCAUCAGAAGAUCUUUGGAUAUGGCAUGCAUUUUUCGGAUUACCAGGUACCCUAAACGAUAUCAAUGUUCUUGAUCGGUCUCCUGUUUUUGAUGACAUUAUACAAGGUCGAGCACCUAAAGUUAAAUUCAAGGUCAACAAUCACACUUACCGUAUGGCGUACUACCUUACUGACGGAAUUUAUCCGAAUUGGUCAACAUUUAUCCAAUCCAUCCCACUUCCUCAAGGUAAUAAAGCAGAGCUGUUUGCUAAACAUCAAGAAUCCACUAGGAAAGAUGUCGAACGGGCUUUCGGGGUAUUGCAAUCGAGGUUUGCAAUAGUAAAAAACCCAGGUCUACUAUGGGACAAGGAAAAGUUAGGGAAGAUUAUGAGAACUUGUGUCAUAUUGCACAAUAUGAUUGUGGAGAACGAACGAGGCGGAUACUCUCUAAGUGAUACUUCUCAGUUCGAGUCAGGAGAGUCAAGCAGAAGUUCGAAGGUCAAAAGGAGAGAAAGUUUGCAUUUGAAUAACAUGCUAGGCAUGCGCAAUGAAGUUCGGGAUUCAGGAAAACAUGAUAGUUUGAUAACUGAUUUAGUUGAAAAUGUAUGGCAAAAAUUUGGUAACAUAGAUGAAUAAUCUUUGUAUGUUCAUCAAUUAUCAAUGUAAUGAAUAAAUUUUAUUUAUAAAAUAUAUUUUAUAAUAUUA